This is a messenger RNA of Rhododendron vialii, 3443 nucleotides long. RefSeq names its product protein argonaute 7. The record is from RefSeq and is a predicted model, not a curated record. The transcript is spliced from 3 exons. Gene Ontology annotation, cellular component: cytoplasm. Gene Ontology annotation, biological process: regulatory ncRNA-mediated post-transcriptional gene silencing. Bases 223 to 3252 code for a protein of 1009 amino acids. Lineage: Eukaryota; Viridiplantae; Streptophyta; Magnoliopsida; Ericales; Ericaceae. Gene Ontology annotation, molecular function: protein binding; RNA binding.
AUUUUGCAUCAAACAGAGACCAAGCAGAAGAUACUCAUUCGUAAACUCACCUCCUCUUUGUCUCUCCCCUCUCUCUCUCUCUCUGCACUACUGCAGUCAUCAGCAACAGAAACAUAUUCUCCUCUUCUCCCUCUCCAGCACCAAAUACUUCUCAACUGACGUAUCCAAAAAAAAAAACCCAAAGGGAAAAUCCUCUCUCUCUCUCUCUCUCUCUCCCAAGUCAUGGAGGAAACAGAAGAGUCCAAUACCACCAAGAAAUGCAAUCCCAAAACAAGGAGUUUCAACGGGAGGCAGCAUAACAACCCUCACAACAAUCACCAAAACAGGAUUUGGUAUUGUAACAACCAAAACCAGUACCAGUAUUACCCUCCUCUUCUUCCUCUGCCUCCCACCAUCCCUCUGCAUCUACCUCUAACUCCUCCACCUCUUCUUCCCCAUCAUCAAAACCAGACUUUCAGACCAAAAACCCAUUUCCAGAAACCGCCAUGGAAUCAGAAUAACCCACCUCUGGCCACCUCUUCGGAUUCGGAGCCCCGAAAUUUCGCCUUUUCACAAGCUCCAGAGGGGCUUCAACAACAAACAAGCACCAUACCCUUCAGAGGAAAGGAUGGAGGGAGAGUCAUGAGUGUCAAACCACAAUCACUAGUGGUGGCAAGGAGACCGGACUCGGGUGGUGUAGAAGGGCCGGUAAUCUCUCUCCUUGCCAAUCAUUUCCUAGUCAAAUUCGAUCCGUUUCAUCGAAUUUUCCAUUAUGAUGUUGAAAUCUCCCCCUAUGCUUCAAAGGAAGUCGCUCGAAUGAUUAAGCAGAAACUAGUAAAUGACAACUCAGUUGUACUCUCCGGUGCUCUUCCGGCCUAUGAUGGCCGGAAGAAUCUUUAUAGCCCUAUUGAAUUCCAAAGUGAUAGGCUUGAACUCUUCAUUAGCCUCCCAAUCCCCUCAAGCAAGUCAUUGUUACCAUCCGAAAAAAGCAGUGAUGUUCAAGAAAAGAAUCAACAAUCUAAGCUUUUCCGCGUGAACAUCAAACUUGUGUCCAAGUUUGAUGGGAAGGAAUUGAGCAGCUAUUUGAGCAAGGAGGGGGAUGAUUGUAUACCCCUUCCGCAGGACUAUCUCCACGCUUUGGAUGUGGUUCUGCGCGAGAGCCCAACAGAGAAAUGCAUACCCGUCGGGCGAUCACUAUAUUCGAGUUCAAUGGGAGGGACUAAAGAAGUGGGUGGAGGUGUUGUUGGAUUGAGAGGUUUUUUUCAAAGUUUAAGACCAACCCAACAAGGACUUGCUCUCAAUGUGGACUUUUCCGUUACUGCUUUCCACGAAAGUAUAGGCGUGAUUCCCUACUUGCAAAAGCGUCUUGAGUUUUUGCGCGAUCUUUCUCAGAGAAAGACAAGAAACUUGACAGGAGAAGAAAGGAUGGAAGUGGAGAAGGCAUUAAAGAACAUUAGGGUUUUCGUUUGCCACAGGGAAACAGUUCAGAGAUACCGGGUGUGCAGCUUAACUGAGGAAGCCACAGAGAAUCUGUGGUUUCCGGACAGGGAUGGGAAGAAAUUGAGACUAGUGAACUAUUUCAAGGAGCACUAUAACUAUGAUAUACAGUUCAGGAAUUUGCCUUGCUUGCAGAUUAGUAGGAGAAAACUCUGUUAUCUUCCUAUGGAACUUUGUGUGAUUUGCGAAGGGCAGAAGUUUCUUGGAAAGCUCUCAGAUGAUCAGACCGCCAAAAUACUAAAGAUGGGCUGCCAAAGACCAAGAGAACGGAAGGCAAUAAUCGACACAGUCAUGGCAGGACCAGUUGGUCCGACAAGUGGAGUUCAAGGCAGGGAAUUCAAACUCAAUGUUUCAAGAGAAAUGACGCGAUUGACUGGGAGAAUUCUUCAACCUCCUAAGCUAAAGCUUGGCAAUGGCGGCUACAUAAGAGAUCUAAUUCCUUCACGCAUUGACCGCCAGUGGAACCUUUUAGACAGCCACGUCUUUGAAGGAACUCGAAUUGAGAGGUGGGGUCUAAUAAGUUUUGGUGGAAGUGCUGACCAAAAAUCCAGCAUCCCAAAAUUCAUGAACCAGCUAUCUCAAAGGUGUGAGCAAUUAGGCAUUUUUCUCAACAAAAACGUGGUUCUUAGCCCCCAGUUCGAACCGAUCCAAGUGCUUAACAAUGUCUCCACUUUAGAAUCCAAACUCAAGAAAAUCUACCGUGCUGCGUCCAAUAAUCUACAGCUUCUCAUUUGCGUAAUGGAGAGAAAACAUAAAGGGUAUGCAGAUUUUAAGCGAAUUGCUGAGACGAGUGUUGGGGUUGUCACUCAGUGCUGUUUGUACCAAAACCUUGGAAAGUUGAGUUCACAGUUUCUUGCAAACUUGGCUCUGAAAAUCAAUGCCAAAGUCGGUGGUUCCACGGUUGCUUUGUACAAUACAUUACCGUCUCAAAUCCCAAGACUUUUCCAGGUUGAUGAGCCGGUCAUUUUUAUGGGUGCUGAUGUGACUCACCCUCACCCAUUAGAUGACUUCAGCCCAUCUGUUGCUGCAGUGGUUGGGAGUCUAAACUGGCCGGCGGCAAACAAGUAUGUUUCACGAAUGAGGUCUCAGACGCAUCGACAAGAGAUCAUUCAGAAUCUUUCUGCAAUGGUGGGGGAAAUUCUUGAUGACUUUAAUCAAGAACUAUCCAAACUCCCCAAGAGAAUAGUCUUUUUCCGUGAUGGGGUAAGCGAAACCCAAUUCUUCAAAGUGCUCCAAGAGGAAUUACAAGCUAUUAGAACAGCCUGCUCAAAAUAUCCAGGCUACAAACCCCCUAUAACAUUUGCAGUGGUUCAAAAAAGGCACCACACUAGGCUGUUUCCGAACGAAAAUGACCAAAAUCCAAACCGAAACCAACUGUCUGAUGAAAACAUCCCUCCUGGAACGGUUGUAGACACAGUGAUCACUCACCCACGGGAAUUCGAUUUCUUUCUUUGUAGUCAUUGGGGGGUGAAGGGAACAAGUCGGCCUACUCACUACCAUGUGCUGUGGGAUGAGAACCAUUUCACUUCUGAUGAACUUCAGAAGUUGGUUUACAACCUUUGCUUCACAUUUGUCAGGUGCACAAAGCCUGUUUCUUUGGUUCCCCCGGCUUAUUAUGCACACCUUGCUGCAUACAGAGGGAGGCUCUAUCUCGAGCGAUCAGAUUCCUCUGCCUUAACAAGAAAUGCUUCUACAAUUUCUCGUGCCGCCCCUCCAAAGGCGGCUCCUCUGCCUAAACUCAGAGAGAAUGUUAAGAACCUCAUGUUUUACUGCUGAUUUUUCCUUGCAUUGGAAUAUUUAGAUAGUCAUGGAAAUCAGUGAAUUUGUAGUUUUCAAUUCAAUGCAGUAGUCAAAUGUUGUAUGAUCCCAUUUGACAAAGGUGGGUAGUUCCUUAAUAGGAAACCAUAGACUAAACCAAGUUGAAUUGCUAACCAUAUUAAUGAAGAACCUGAAUUGAGAAGUUUGUU